AUGUCGGGCCACAAUCUUCACAAUGCGCUCCUACGACCUCCGAUCAUUCAAAUUCUCCGAGCUCAAGGAUUUCACUCGACACGUCCAUCAGUCCUAGAGUCACUCUCUGACUUGACCGGGCAGUAUCUCAUGAUCCUGGCCUCCGCAACAGCUGCCCACGCCGCCAACGCUCACCCCGAAGAUCCAUCCCCAGUCCUCGAAGACGUCUACCAAGCUCUCCAAGAUGCAGGCGCACUACGACCACAACUAAAAGAAUGGGAGGAAGACUGGGCCGGCGAGGAAGACUUGCGCGGGCUCGAGUCACUGCUUGGAUGGAUAACGGGACCUGCGCAUCGUGAGAUUCGGCGUAUUGCAGGUUUCGUCCCGAGUGAGGGCGACAUGGUUGACCCGGGCGCGAUGGAGAAAGAAGACUACUUGACGGCGCUGAAGAAGAAGCACAGCAAGACUGGCGAAGAAUCUCGAUACGCGGGAACAGUCUUGGGUAAGAGCGGAGAAGAGCACCCGGUUAUUCUCGAGGGCGGCGCGCCGAGUAUCCGGGAAUGGGGGGCACAAGUACGAUCUCGGGCUCCUGUGAGUCCUGGUGCUAGCGAUACUUCGGGUGUUAGUAGCGCCCCGAGUCAUCUGUCGGAGGAGGAUCGAAUGGAAGUGUGA
Messenger RNA from Penicillium daleae, 651 nucleotides. Its product is annotated as Bromodomain associated domain protein. Bases 1 to 651 code for a protein of 216 amino acids. Gene Ontology annotation, molecular function: protein heterodimerization activity. The record is from RefSeq and is a predicted model, not a curated record. The transcript has a single exon. Lineage: Eukaryota; Fungi; Ascomycota; Eurotiomycetes; Eurotiales; Aspergillaceae.